Messenger RNA from Dendronephthya gigantea, 933 nucleotides. Its product is annotated as octopamine receptor beta-2R-like. Gene Ontology annotation, molecular function: G protein-coupled receptor activity. Gene Ontology annotation, cellular component: membrane. The record is from RefSeq and is a predicted model, not a curated record. NCBI's taxonomy places the organism in Eukaryota, Metazoa, Cnidaria, Anthozoa, Malacalcyonacea, Nephtheidae. Gene Ontology annotation, biological process: G protein-coupled receptor signaling pathway. The coding region runs from base 1 to 933 and encodes 310 amino acids. The transcript has a single exon.
AUGCUGGUGUUGAUUGCGACCUGGAGAGAAAGAAGUCUUCAUCGACCAAAUAAACAUUUCAUCGCUUGUCUGGCUGUCGCUGAUCUUUUGGUUGGUUUGUUUUUAGCUCCACUGAAGUUGUAUCAACUUCCGAUCAAUCAAGAUCUCAGUUAUAAAUUGCAAUAUAAAAUGCCCAUUCACCUCUGUCGUUUUGUGGUUUGGAUAGAUACAUUUGGCUUAACGACAUCCAUUUACACACUGACAUUCAUCAGUUUUGACCGAUAUCUCAAAAUCAGCAAACCGCUUAAGUACAUGUACCUGAUGACGAACUCUAGAGCAAAGAAAAUCGUUUUUGCCAUUGUUCUUAUUUCAACUGCCUUUGCCACUUACUCUGCGACUCCUCUUUCUAAAAGCGCAGGAAUUCUGGCUACCGGGAGCGUUGGUCCUUGUUUUACCAUGGAUUCCAAAUAUUUCUACCUUGUUUUGAUCGUAAGUAUGUUCCUUCUGCCUACCCUAGUCAUAUCGAUUAUGUACGCUCUAAUCUUUCGUGUUGCACAUAAGCGACAAAAAAUGUUGCGAAAUGGCGACAUGGGUCAAACAAACAUUAACCUGCAACAGCGAACAGCCAGUAGUACCCUUCGACAAGAUAUGAAAGUGAUUCGAAUGUUGGUGAUCAUCAUGGGAGUAUUUCUACUUUGUUGGAGUCCUUGGUUCAUUUCUGUCACAAACUGGGUGUUCGCUGACCAUUCAAAUUCGAGUGAAUGGAUUGAAAAUCCUAGCCGCUGGUAUGAGGUCAACAUAAUUCUUCAAGCCGUAAACACACCUCCUCUAUUCAACAGUCUCUGCAAUCCAAUCAUUUAUGCUUGGCUGGAUCAAACAUACAGAGAAGCUUUCAAACAUCUUUUUCAUCAAACCAUUAGUUGGUUUGGAUCGAGAUUCGGACGAAAGAAUUAA